Rhipicephalus microplus (southern cattle tick) is the source of this 4919-nucleotide messenger RNA. RefSeq lists its product as uncharacterized. The record is from RefSeq and is a predicted model, not a curated record. Gene Ontology annotation, cellular component: actin filament. Gene Ontology annotation, biological process: actin filament polymerization. Lineage: Eukaryota; Metazoa; Arthropoda; Arachnida; Ixodida; Ixodidae.
GUGGUUUCCGAAGAUCCUCGUGCGUUGGUGUUGUGUUUACGUUUUGCGGCAGCAACGUGACUUCGUCGGGGCCGCUUUCGCCAGAGUCCGAAGGAGCUUCGUUUACAAUUGCGGAUAACCUUUUUCCUUUCGUCGUGUUCGGAGCAAGCUACGGUGUUCUUGUGUGCAGUGAUUCGAGGAGUGCGCGCUUGUUGCUAAGCGUGGUUGGUCGGCGCAUCGUCUGCUACGAGCUGUCAACUGCGGCGGUGUUUGUCGUCUGCUCGCGGAGCAUAGCCGCAGUAAAAGAGGUGCCUGUGUUUCCAUUGUCCAAAUGUGGAAGUGAGAAACGAGCCAGGGCUUCGUAAAAGACAAGAAUGCGCGGAAACUUCAGGGAAGUGUCAUCUUUCGCGAACCUUCGUGUUCGCCUGAGGAUUACAGUGUCGAAUCGGUGCCGAUUCCACGACAUCGAUUGAGGUUCGACCCAACUAAACGGUGCACCAAAGAGUCUGCCUGCUUUUUCGCAGCGGGGAUCACCACACGACCAGAACGUGACGGGCCGCAGCCGCUUGUGAUCCACCUGCGGCUGCCUGUUCGCGUUGUAUGGCUGUCGUUGUGUCCGCCUCAAAGGGAGAGACAAUUUUUCCUCCGGAGAGUUCUGGACACAGGUUUGGCCAGUCGAGAAGGUUUCCCGUGGCUGCCGCGAGAGGCCGCUGUCCUCGUCAACGACGUCGUGCAUGCGACGCCAACCCGACUGCGGCGCGGCAACGGCGGCGGCGCUUUCGGCGCCUGCGUCCCGCCGGACCGGCGGCCCUAACCUCGGGCCCGGGUCGAUGCUAGCGGCGCUGUCGUGUCGGGGGCCCGAGAGUAAGGCUCCCUCCUCGAGCCCCUUGGCCGCCGGAGCUGCCGGGCCGCCGAGCCUGGCCGGCGGGCUUACCCCCAUGGCGCACCAGCCGCCCGCCGAAGAGCGCCUGCUGCCCAACGGGAAUGUGUGCCACUUCGCCGGCUGCGGAUGCGCCGACGGCGUGUCGGGCGAGAUCCGCGCCGCGCUCAAGGAGUGCGUCUCCAACAUGCGCCAGCAACAGCAGCUACAGCAGCAGGAACAGCAGCUCAGGCAACACGGACACCAGCAGCAGCAGUCCGGUGGUCUGUGCGGCUGCCCCGUGCUCCUGCGCGGCGCCUGCGAGCACCAGGCACGUCCGGCGUCAGCGGCGAGCAACAACGCCGCGUCUUCGCAGUCGGCGGCGCCUCUCAAGUCGCUCCUCAAGCGCGCCUCGACCACGCGUCCUCGGCGAGGCUCGCGCGUCCGCUUCAGUGACACGCUCACCGUUUUCUCGGAGGACUACCCCGAGGCGCAGCUGUACGUGAUCCGGACGGCCGAGCUGACUUUCGCCGAGGUGUGUGCCAUGUACGAGCCGCCGCCCGAGUACAGAGACCUGCCGCCGUUCGACCCGCCCGACGGCUACCGGGACGACGCGUACCUGCUGCCGUUCCUCAAGGAGGCCCGCGCGGCAGCGGCCGCGGCUCGAGCGGCAGCCGCAGCAGCCGCGUCGCAGCAGGCAUCGCAGGCCGGCGGCAUCCCGGCAGCAUCGGCUCAGGUGGGUGCGCAACAGCAGCAACCGUCGCCGCAGCAGUCACAGCAGGGUAGUACCGUUCAGCACACUCCGCCCGCACCCACGACGACGCCUGUCCAGAUCAGAGUGGUCGAGCGACCACCGCCUCCGCCCCCGCCGCCGAGGACGACUCCCGUGGUUACUGGGCCGCCGGUGGUCGCCGCGGAGGACCGCGGGUGCAGCAAGCUCGAGGACGAGGCGCAGCUGCUUCCGCCACCGACAGCCGAAAUCCUCGAGGACCUGGCCAAGACGGCAGCUCUCGAAGAAGCUCAGAGGAAAGGAGAGAAAAACACUCAGAAACGUGACGAAGAGGCUAGGAUUGAUCAGGAACGACCGCUGGUGGUCGCCGACGUCAGGACUACGAAGGCUGUGGUGGUCGUGCCGCCGGGUGACAUCGAUGGCGGUAGGCCGUCGCCGUUACCCAGUGAGAACGACCUCAAGAAAGUAAAUGUCGUUGACCAGGAGGAGGACGAUGAAGACGUCAAGCAGCGAGACGAGUCAUCGCCCGUGUUGCCAGAGGAUGAGGACGACGCUAUCCUGUUAGAGCUGAAGAAACAGCUCGAGUGCAACUCGAGCGGCGACAUCGAGGCCGACUUGGCCGAGCUCCUGCCUCCGGGGCUCAUCGUAGAUGACGUCUCCAAGAAGGUGGUGAGCGACGUCGUCGACGACCUCAAGGUGGUUCGUCAUCGGCCGACGGUGGAAGUGCGACCGUUGAGUUUCAGGCAACCGGUGCCGAUGGCAACGACGCCGGUGUCGCCGGCUGCCACGACCCCGUCGACGGCGAGCUCGACGCCCGACGAUCGUCAGGAGGACAGCGAUUCGAGCGCCGACUCCCAGGAUACCAUCAUCCUCAUGACGAACGAGGAGGAGAAGAAGGGCAUUAUGCUAGACAGGCAGAAGAGGCGAACGAGCACCGUGGCAUCGGUGGGUUCCGGCACAAGCUGCCUCAUUAUCGGCGACAAGAGCCCUUCCGACACAAGCUCGGUGUCCAGCUCGGCGUCUCAGGACAGUGACGGCUCGAUGCGUUCUUCCGAGUCGACGACCAACAGCGAAGACAGGACCGAGUCACCCACAGGUUCCUCCGGUAGCAGCAGCGGCGGAGGAGGCUGCGGAGGCCGUGGUCACGUCGCCAUCGAAGACGACAUCUACAACGACGACCUCGACGCCCUGCUCGACUAUGGGCCGCACUCGAACCUGCAGGUACGGCGCACCAUCGAGCGGACCGCAAUGCGCCGCAGCCUGACGCGUGUCACGGACGUUCGCAAGCGGACGCCCACCAACCUGGCCAAGUCUCCCACGUCCAGCAACGACGUGUCUCUCGUCGAGAAGCUCCGGUGGCUCACGUCGCUCGACGACGAUGAGGACGACGGUUGCAGCGACGACUCCGAGGCAGCCGCAGACCACCACCACCAUCAUCAGGGCCCGCCCCCACCUCCACCCGUGGCACGGAGGCCACCUCCAGACCCGGGCUUCAUACAGGAUGCCGGCCGGACCCUGCCCUGGUUACCCCCGCGGGGGCCUCAACGGAACUUUCCAACCGCGACCGGCCUCCUUCUCGCAGCUGAGCGACGCCUGUCGAGGGUCCCUAACAAUGCUUCCGGUGGCAGCCCGGGACUACCGCAUGGUCCGGCGCGUACCAGGCGAAAACCAUCCGCAGCAGAACACUGGUGUCGCGAGCCAGCGUGCGCAACCGCCGCCUCCGCCCGUGCGGCGUCCCGCCCCUCAAGGGAGCGGCGGCGUCAGCGGCAACAACAUUGCCAAGGACGCGCCCCUGACGAGCUGGAACGCUUCGUCCAGCAGGACAUGGAGCGAACGGAACGCAUCCGCAAGCGGUACAGCCUCAGUGAAGAGGACGAAGACCCGUCGUUCGGGUUCGCCAGGAGACCGUCCGUGCGCGGCAUUCGGUCGCGGUUUGGCUCGAGCGCCGAGCUGAUGAAGGACGUGCAGCAGAUGAUGCACCACCCGGCCAUGAACAUGCCGGGAAGCCACCUGUCCUGGUCGCACCCUGUUGAGCUGCCGCCGCCCAACCACAAAACGCCGCAGCAGGUCAAGGUCAUGCUGCUGCCUCGUGUCGCCGAGGAGGACACCGGCCGCAACUACGGCUCGGCCGGGGACAUUGCGACGCUGACGCGGUCGCGACGAGCCUUUCAGCCGGCGCCAUCGCCCGUGCCUCCGUCGUCGUCAUCCCUGUCCGCGGCCAAGGACGAGCGGGGAGUGCCCGAAGGCGCCUGCUCGUCGCCCAAGGUGUCGUCCGAGCAGGGUUACCUGGGUCAGCCGCCACAACAGCCGAAAGAGCGGGCCCGUUUCCGCACCUUCGGCGACGCCUCCUUCGAUGGGACCGGCCGGUACGGAAGCGGCGCCACCGCCCCCACCUCAGGGUGUUGUGUACUACUCCCUCAACGUCUGACCCACCGCCAACACGCCAAGCGAGGUGCGCAGGACACACAACUGAAACUCGAAGUGCGAGAAGAAAUGAAGGAUCUUUCUUCUUCGCCAGUCGCCAUCUUUGCAUCCUCACGUGCGAACUCGCUGGUCGGAGUUCCACUGUCCUAUGUGCACGCCAUCGGCAUAAGUGUGUGCGAGGUAUUGACAGAAAGAAAACAAAGACGGACAACUAGCAAAACGGAGUUACAAAACAAAGAAACAGGGACCUGCGAUGGUGCGGUGCAAAAACAGAUUAUUUUUCUUUGGCGCUGUGCGCGUUCUAGUGUGCCUGGGUUUUUCUUUCUUUUCUUUUUUUUUUUGUGAGUGCGCGCGCGCGAGAUGGCGUGGUGUGUGUCUGUGCGUGAUGUGUCCGUAGCAUAAACUGCCGAAUCCGCUUCUUCCCCGAUGCUCUCGGCUUAGGAGGGGUCGAUCUGCAUCCUCUCGAGUCGCCCUUGAAAAAACGAAAGCCUUCCUUGAGUCAACGUGCGCCGUGCAAACCGUUGCCGGCGGCUACUUUUAUUCUUCCAAAGACAGACUCUUCCUCCGAGCCGGGAACUUCAGCGCAUUCUGACGCAAGGCUGUUGGGUCGGCCCGUGUGUCUCUUAUCUUGUUUUAUUAUUCCUGCUGGCAUGCAUUCUCCGUGCUCUGAGGAUUUAGCGAACAGGAGCUCCGGCCGACAUGGCUUAUAUUUUGCGCUUCAGCAAGAAACGUGAUGGUGGGCAGCAGCAGUGUGGUGUAACAUAGCAACAGUAAGCAGCGAUCCACAUUUUUGCAUGAUGCCAUGGAACAUGGGCCCUUCUACCCCUAGCGGGAAAUUUGGAACGCUCUUUUGUCUCCGACUCUGGUGACACCGUUUGUCCCGGCACGUACCAAAACUGCAGAGCCUAGCACAAGAAAAUGAAAAAA